Messenger RNA from Mandrillus leucophaeus (drill), 1469 nucleotides. It is a transcript of the gene SAPCD1, whose product is annotated as suppressor APC domain containing 1. NCBI's taxonomy places the organism in Eukaryota, Metazoa, Chordata, Mammalia, Primates, Cercopithecidae. Bases 617 to 1153 code for a protein of 178 amino acids. The transcript has 11 exons. The record is from RefSeq and is a predicted model, not a curated record.
GGCAGCUUUGUGCCAGCAGAGGAGGCUGAAAUUGGGGCAGUAGAUGCCAUCUUCACACGAAUUCAUAGCUGUGAAUCCAUCUCACUUGGCCUCUCCACCUUCAUGAUCGACCUCAACCAGGUGGCAAAAGCAGUGAACAAUGCCACUGCACAGUCACUGGUCCUCAUUGAUGAAUUUGGAAAGGGAACCAACACGGUGGAUGGACUCGCGCUUCUGGCCGCUGUGCUCCGACACUGGCUGGCACGUGGACCCACAUGCCCCCACAUCUUUGUGGCCACCAACUUUCUGAGCCUUGUCCAGUUACAGCUGCUGCCACAAGGGCCCCUGGUGCAGUAUUUGACCAUGGAGACCUGUGAGGAUGGCAACGACCUUGUCUUCUUCUAUCAGGUCUCAGACUUGAUCCGCAGUGGAAAACCCAUCAAGCCUGUCAAGGAUUUGCUAAAGAAGAACCAAAUGGAAAAUUGCCAGACAUUAGUGGAUAAGUUUAUGAAACUGGAUUUGGAAGAUCCUAACCUGGACUUGAACAUUUUCAUGAGCCAGGAAGUGCUGCCUGCUGCCACCAGCAUCCUCUGAGAGUCCUUCCUGUGUCCUCCCCAGCCUCCUGAGACCCCAAGCCAUGGGGAGCCAGGGCUCUGGCGGGAUGCCCUUGGUGCAGGUUCCCUACACAGUCCUGCUGCUGCCGCUGGGAACAAGCCGCCAAGACCCGGGGGCCCGGAGCUUCUUCCUUUGGCUGCGGAGGAUGCAGGCUCUGGAGAGAGAACAGGAUGCCCUGUGGCAGGGGCUGGAGCUGCUACAACAUGGCCAGGCCUGGUUUGAAGACCGUCUGAAGGAGGCACAGCAACAGCAGCUGCAUCUAGGGGCCCUUGGUGAGAAUUUUCUAACAGAUUUACACUCAGAGCCUGGUGGCCCCCCGUUAGCCCAGAUUCAAAAGGUGAACAUCUGUUUGCAGAAUCUGAUUCAUGAGAAGUUCUCCCCAAGUCCACUGAACAAGGCUAGUUCCUGCACCACCCAGGAUUCAAAGGAAAGACGAAGGAAGCAGAACUUGUGGCGGCAACAGGAGUUGUCAAGGCAGCAGAAAGGAGUCACCCAGCCAAAGGAGGAGAUGGCUCAACGGGGCUGCACCAACGGGCCAAGAGGCCCUACCCGUGUCUAAACCCUCCUCUCACUCCCUUAAGCCUGGUGAAACAGUCAGAAGCCCCAGGCUCCUUUUUCUGUUUCUUAACUCAACAGCUAAAAAAUGGCUCCAGGUAGUGAGUCAAUGAAGUUCAGACAUCUUGGUGUAAUGUUUCUCCUCUGUUCCUGAAAACUUCACCUUCUUGGUGUCUCACGUCCUCAUUCUCCCCUAUAUGACGUGCAAAAAUGAUCUUUGAAAUCCCUCUGGGGAGAAGACAUGUUUAUUGAAACUGUCCUUCAGCCUUAAAUACAAAAAUAAAACCAAAGCUGCUCCAGAAAGCAACUUUCUCCAAAAA